CUAAACAAUCUUUAAUCUUUCCAACUGACUGUGUCGGCUUUUUUGAGUUGUCUCGGUUGGUGGAGAAGUCCAAACCUUAGAAUAGCGGUAACACACGGGGAUCCACUCAAGACAAUCCUGAAUGUAUUUUACUCUAGAUUUCUGGACUAAAAGGUAUAGAAAGCGGGUAAUCUUUCUUUAGUCACCACUCCGGUCCUACGAUGAAUUCGAAACGUCUGCUUGACAUGUCUCCGGCUGAAAUACUGGUCGGGGGCGCUUCGAAACAAGCCGGUAUUGACCAGCAUGCAGAGGGUUCCAAGGGAAGAGAAAUGAGUGUCACCGCCACUGACAGCGGUGUCAUUCUGGCGUGCAAGAGCGGGCCCGCAACAGGAGCAGUUUUCUACACAUUCGUGCUAGACGAUGGCUCUUUGAGAGAAUGUACAAACCAGGACAUCAUCCUCAAUGGGAAUGACCUGUCGUCAAGGAGAGAAAAAUACCCGCACCUGAAUAUAAUGGGUUGUGGUGGCGAGGCAGAUGAGAGGAACAGCGGUCUAACUGGGGUCCUUACUAACGGCAGUCCCACUCACUGCCUGAUCCUGAACGAGCAGAAGCCGGACAGACACAUGCACUCGAAAGCGAGGACCCCGCUGGUGCCCGGUGGUUGCCAGGAAACAAACAGACAUCAAGUUCCACCUGAGGAAAGAAACCCCCACCCCUCCUCCCACAUACCUGUCCCCCGAUGCAGGAAACCCUCAGGUCAUGCUGAUAAGGAGGUAAUGGCUGCCACUGUCCUGACAUCACUGUCCACCUCCCCACUGGUCCUCACCCAGACAUCCUCAGCUGCAGUUCCGGAGCCGGCCAGCAGGGGGUGGAAGGAGGUGCUGUCGACCAGCUACAGCAGCUCCACCAGUGGCAACUGGAGCUGGGACGCCAGCGACCAAUCAGUGCCCUCCACGCCGUCCCCGCCCCUCUCCAACGAUGCCAGCCAGAGCUUCCUGCUCCCCUCCCAGGGCGAUGACGUCAUCGAGGACAUCACAGAGAGCACUCACUUUCCGUUUGAGGACCCCAUACACCGGAAGCGAAAGAACUCCAUGAAGGUGAUGUUCAAGUGCUUGUGGAAGAACUGUGAAAAGGUCCUCAGCACCUCUUCAGGGAUCCAGCGACACAUCCGCACCGUCCACCUGGGGCGGAACUGCGACUCGGACUACAGCGACGGGGAGGAGGACUUCUACUACUCGGAGAUCGAGAUCAACAUGGACAGCCUAUCAGAGGGCUUGUCCAGCCUCACGCCCACCUCCCCCACCACCUCCGGCCCUCCCCCCAUUUUCCCCCCUGUCUCUCUCACCGCCUGUCUCCCUCGCUCUGAGCCCUCCCACAUCGCCAUGAGGGGGACGCAUGGCCACGCCCCCACCCUGCUCAGCCAAUCAGCUCCCUCCACGCUCUGCCAUAUUCGCACUGACCACGCAUACCAGGCCACUGCUCCUUUGAGUAUUCCUGUGUGUUCGGAGCAGGCUGGUGGGAAUGAUGGGAUUGGGAAUUGGGAUGGGAUCAGUGUGUCCUGGCAGUCCCCUCCUGUCAUUUUUAAAGGCUUACCGGGCCCUUUGACUCACACCCGCACAGUGAGCUUCGGGGAGAAGAGACAGCCUGCCCUUCACACACACACCACCAUCAGCAAGACACCCGCCUCUACAGCCCCCCUGGCCAAAUCAGCACCAGGAACCAGGAAACCCCGCGGAGAGGCCAAAAAGUGCCGGAAGGUGUACGGCAUGGAGAAGAGGGACAUGUGGUGCACAGCCUGCCGUUGGAAAAAAGCCUGUCAGCGAUUCAAUGAUUGAACCCCACUACAUCACUGGGAUGGACUCUUCCUCUGCCAGCGCUUCACUGAGGUGGUCUUCCACUGAGGAGAUGUGGGGGUUUCUCCGUGAUGAAGCUGCUUAGAGCACGCACUGCUUCCUCCUGACCAGCAGGGGGCUCUCUGCUUGCUUCUCUUAGUCCUCAGACAGCUAAACACACGAAACACACAAAAAAAAUAGAGAAAAAAGUAUAUGGCUUUGGAAGCAUUGUUUUUAUUUCUAAGGAUGAUACUUUUUAGGUAAUCCAAAAAACUAUUAUUCAAAACGUGAUUCAGAACCUUUUCGAUUUGUUUUGUACUUUCUAAUUUUGCAAUUUUGUAGGGCAGUGGUUGAAGAUUUCAGAUAAGCUUUUUGGUAUUGUGUACUCUCAACAUGUUGUUCUUUACUGGUCCGAGUAUCAUGGAAGCUACUGUGUUUGAGUCUACAAGAUCCUGACACCACUCUCAUCAGCGUCUUUCAAAUCACCUCUGUUGACGUUUUAGAACUAAAACCAGAUUAACUUCGUGGCGUUUAUUUGAAUGGAUCGUUUUCAAAUCUCAACGGUCACUCUAUUGAAAUGGGCAGUAUGUCUACCAAAGGAAAACAGGAUCAGAAUCUCUCUAAAUUCACUCAGAAUGUCACUUUUAUUAAGACACAAGUUUGUUAUUCAUAUAACACAUCGCAUGCUCUUAUGGGAAUUCAACUCAACAAUCCCCAUCUCUUUGUUUGGGAAGUUAAUAGUGCAUAGCUACACAUCAUAAGCUUCCUGCUUUUUCCAUCUGCUGGCACCAAAUGUUACACUUUCAACCUUCAAAUUGUUCAACAUACAUGUACAGUUUAUAUUUUCCCUUUCUUCCUAUACCUCUACACAGAUAUGCACCUUUCAGAAACAACACAUCUUUCAACAGACCACAUGUAAACUUUGUAACCACACUGUUCACUCUCAUUUCUCACAUUUAACAGUUUAACAGUUUUCAGUGAUUAGUUGCCAAGGCAACUAGUAGUUGCGAAGUGCAAUCACCAGGGUUUGGACAGUCUGGUCUUGCUUUGAUUAAUCAGCUCUAUUGUUGAUUACAGUUAUCAACAACACCAUCAAACCCUCCUGUAGCAUAGCUGGCUACUCAGAGUUCUGGAAUCCAUUUUCUGUGUACGUUCAUAGAAAAAUAUUAUCUAAUUCUAGUUCUCUGUGGGUAAUCUACCUAGUCCUACUCAACCGGGACUCCCAGUUACUGCUCUUAACUGGUAUCUAUCUAAGGGUGUUGAAAUGUAAAUCUUUUUCUCAGAGGGAUUAUUUGCGUCCCAUGAAUUGUACCUAGAUUCCUGAUCAGACACAUUGAUAUAGAUGUAUAUUUUUAAACAGAUAAUUUGUUUUACUUUAGCUACUUUUAUUUUUUUGUUGCCAGCUCUUUUAAUGUAGUUUCUGCUGCCCCCCCCCCUCUCUCUCUCUCUCACUCUCUCACUCUGCUCCCAACUCUCU
Messenger RNA from Coregonus clupeaformis (lake whitefish), 3288 nucleotides. RefSeq names its product zinc finger protein 704. Gene Ontology annotation, cellular component: nucleus. The record is from RefSeq and is a predicted model, not a curated record. Bases 201 to 1814 code for a protein of 537 amino acids. The transcript is spliced from 9 exons. NCBI's taxonomy places the organism in Eukaryota, Metazoa, Chordata, Actinopteri, Salmoniformes, Salmonidae. Gene Ontology annotation, molecular function: RNA polymerase II cis-regulatory region sequence-specific DNA binding; DNA-binding transcription factor activity. Gene Ontology annotation, biological process: regulation of transcription by RNA polymerase II.